Messenger RNA from Sus scrofa (pig), 2216 nucleotides. Its product is annotated as olfactory receptor 10J1-like. Lineage: Eukaryota; Metazoa; Chordata; Mammalia; Artiodactyla; Suidae. Gene Ontology annotation, molecular function: G protein-coupled receptor activity; olfactory receptor activity. Gene Ontology annotation, cellular component: membrane. The record is from RefSeq and is a predicted model, not a curated record. Gene Ontology annotation, biological process: G protein-coupled receptor signaling pathway.
GUGGUGCUGAAUCUCUGCUCCGGACAGUGUGCUCACCAGAGGGCAGGGCAGCCUCUGGUGCCAAGAGGUGGUGCUGACUUUGUCUUUCAGACCUGAGAUCUUCAAUGAGGACAGCCAACCACACAGAAGUAAGAGAGUUUACUUUCCAAGGUUUCUCCAACUUCCAAGAGCAUCAGCUCACACUCUUUGUGGUGUUCCUUGCCCUGUACAUUCUAACCCUGGCUGGCAAUGUCAUCAUUGUGACUGUUAUCCACUUUGACCAUCACCUCCACACCCCCAUGUACUUCUUUCUAACUGUCCUCUCUACAUCGGAGACUUUCUACUCCCUGGUCAUCAUCCCACGCAUGCUUGCCAGUCUUGUAGGCCUGAGCCAAUCCAUUUCCCUGGAGGGCUGUGGGACUCAGCUUUUUUUCUUCCUUGGCUUUGCCAUCACCAACUGCCUCCUGUUGGCAGUAAUGGGGUAUGAUCGCUAUGUGGCCAUCUGCAACCCACUUCGUUACUCAGUCACCAUGAACUGGAGGGUCUGUGUCACACUGGCGUCCUUGGUCUGUGCCACAGGGUUCUCUCUCUCGCUGGUUCAGGCUGUGGCCAUUUUCAGACUGCCCUUCUGUAGGACACGGAUUGAGCAUUUCUUCUGUGAUGUUCGUCCUGUGUUAGACUUGGCCUGUGCUACCCCCGUCAUCAAUGACAUCCUGACCUUAAUUAUCAGCCUCUUGGCCAUCACAGCCCCUGCCACCUUCCUCUUCAUCUCCUACGUCCUCAUCAUAUCCACCAUCCUCAAGAUCGCCUCGGCCGAGGGCCGGAAGAAGGCCUUUGCCACCUGCGCCUCCCACCUCACUGUGGUCGUUGUCCACUACGGCUGUGCCUCCAUUGCCUACUUCAAGCCCAAGUCAGAGAACACCAAGGAUCAGGACCAGCUGAUCUCAGUGACCUACACUGUCAUCACACCUUUACUAAACCCUGUUGUAUACGGUCUAAAAAACAAAGACGUCCAGGAUGCUCUGCGGAGAAUGGUGGGUAGGAAAUCUCUUUUCUUCAGGUGAAAUCCUACCCAAAUAGGUGUGCAUGCCUUCCAGAAGGAAGCCUAUGUAAGUCAAGUCACAGAGCCAAGAUUUCAAAUGAUUGGUGAAGUCUCAUACAUCACUGUUGGGACCAGGGCAAAAGUGGAGCUGGGGGCUAGACUCUAAUAAUUGAUUUUUACUUCCUCAGUCACUCUACAGACCUGUAAACAGACACCCGCUGGCCCUAUUCCAGGAGAUAAUUACAAGGUCAGAAUGUGAUCUAGUGUUCAUCUCAAACUUAAAGUGACUGGCCCACUUGGCUGAAGUAUAAGCCACACUAAAAUUGCCACUCCACUGAAUCUUCUUGGAUGCUUGGACAAGAAGGUCACUGGGAAGGAUACUGUACAGAAAUUGAAAUGCCCUGGGUUUUAACAAGAUAAGCAGAAUGAAAAUACAGGUAUCUUUUAGGAAAUGGGUUUGGAGUGCGCUAACAGCCUUCUAGAGAGAAUCUUUUCAAGCAUGUGGGAUCCAAAGGGAAGGGAACCAGGGCGCGAGGAAUGAGGGCAUUGGGUGGAGAGGACUCCUAAGCACAUCUGAUGCACGUGGGACCCACAUGACUUGGUCUGAUCCUUCACUUCUCAUGGCUGAACAUAUGACACAUGAAGAAGUCCUUAGAGGGCUGGAAGAAGUAUCUCUUGCAUGGACAGGUUGCACAGCAGGCUCAGAGAAAGAGAAGACCAACAGCUCAGGGAGAAAACUGCUGAAAGAACAUUAUGAAAUUGGCUAAAAAGAAAGAAAAAUUAGAACCAGAUCCAAACUGGAGUUUCCUGUGAUAGGAGAGUAGAAGCCUGGGGAACAUGGGAAGGGUCAGAGAGCAGUGGUCCUCUCCUGCCCUUUGUAAGCUAAGUCACAAAGGUAAAGAAAGAGAAUGAAGUAGAAAUAUGAAAAAGAGUCAGCAUGAUACCCUUCGGAUAAAUUAGAUAAUUUCAUUAGCACUGAAAACCUGGAAAAAGUCAACAGUAAAGGAUUUGGACAUGAAAACUUCUGUGAAAUGAAAGCGACUGAGUUAGAAAUGAAUAAAAGACUAUUCACUGUUCCUCACCUCAAAAAAAUAAAAAAGAAUUAGGGUGAACUUGAGAUUUAAUUUGUGAAACAAAAUAGGUGCUAAAUAAAACUAUAGUGACUAAUAUUCAUAAUUACUAAGCAAAUAAGUUA